AUGACAACUAGUCGUCGAAGCACCGCCUACUCAAGCCCUGAUGAUGCCAUCGAUGACAAGAUACGUGGUCUGACUAAGGGGUCUGGGUCGUCCCCUCCAGUUUACCAGAUGUUGGCCUCGACCUUAUCGAUCUGCUUUUCAAAACCUGGGUCAGCCGUCUGGCGGACUUCACGAGAUACAGGGGCGCUUAGGGAAUGGGUGGCCCAGUAUGCGCCUUGUUCAGAGACUGAAGGCCAGAAGGAGAUCGUCUCUCACAUGAAGGAUUUUCUCAAUCACCACACGGUGCAAACGAGCAACCCUGUAAAAACGGGGGAGGCGAGAAGCAAAGUGGUGUAUACGAAAACCGGCAAACAUUUCAUUGCCACAGGUCGUUGGAUUUGGAAUAGGGAGUCAAGUGCGGGUGUUUCAAUGAUUCGGUCUCUUCAGCUUAUCCCCACUGGGCCUUUAGAGAAUUACAACACGAACCGGAUGCUAGCGACGACGAAGACGGCGGGCAUGGCGAUGAGUACGGCGGCGACAAAAGAAAAUCGUAUUAUAAAGAUUGAGGAGGCGUCAUAG
Messenger RNA from Tremella mesenterica DSM 1558, 558 nucleotides. RefSeq lists its product as uncharacterized. NCBI's taxonomy places the organism in Eukaryota, Fungi, Basidiomycota, Tremellomycetes, Tremellales, Tremellaceae. The transcript has a single exon. The record is from RefSeq and is a predicted model, not a curated record. The coding region runs from base 1 to 558 and encodes 185 amino acids.